Messenger RNA from Hibiscus syriacus, 840 nucleotides. RefSeq names its product adenine phosphoribosyltransferase 5-like. Gene Ontology annotation, cellular component: cytosol; cytoplasm. Bases 264 to 839 code for a protein of 191 amino acids. Gene Ontology annotation, molecular function: adenine phosphoribosyltransferase activity. The record is from RefSeq and is a predicted model, not a curated record. NCBI's taxonomy places the organism in Eukaryota, Viridiplantae, Streptophyta, Magnoliopsida, Malvales, Malvaceae. Gene Ontology annotation, biological process: adenine salvage. The transcript has 6 exons.
CUCACACACACCACACCAGCAUCAACACUGGGGAGAAAGAAAGAUUAGAUCUUUUUAGUCAAGUUUUAGGAGGGAGAAUCCAAACAAAGAAGAAAAGAAACGAAAGCCUUCCAAAAGAGUCCGAUUCAUUACUGGACGGGCCUUGAAGUGAAAAGAGGGGACCCCGAUAUUAUAAACUCUUUGCUUCUUUGUCUUUGGGCACAAUUCUUUGCUUUAGCCAUUGAAGAGAUUAUCGCAGAGGAGAAAACAGAGUUGGAAGAAGAAUGUUUGCAGCGGAGAAUGGACUCAAGGGUGACCCAAGACUACAAGCCAUAUCUGACGCCAUUAGAGUGGUUCCUCACUUCCCAAAACAAGGGAUUAUGUUCCAAGAUAUAACAACCUUGCUGCUGGAUCACAAAGCGUUCCAGCAUACCAUCGACAUCUUUGUCGAUCGCUACAGAGACAUGGAUAUCUCUGUAAUAGCUGGAGUCGAGGCUAGAGGAUUCAUGUUCGGUCCAUCAAUUGCCUUAGCUAUUGGUGCGAAGUUUGUUCCUCUGAGAAAACCCAAAAAAUUACCAGGUGAAGUAAUUGCUGAAGCUUAUGAGUUGGAGUAUGGAACCGACUGUUUGGAGAUGCAUGUCGGGGCUAUCCCCCCUGGAGAACGUGUUAUAGUUAUUGAUGACUUGGUCGCAACAGGGGGAACCCUGUCAGCUGCCAUAAGACUCUUAGAACGUGUUGGUGCUGAAGUUGUCGAGUGCGCUUGCGUUAUCGGGCUCCGUGAGGUCAAGGGGCAGCGCAGGCUUAAUGGAAAGCCACUCUAUAUCCUUGUGGAACCACGGGAAAUAGAUGGUUGUUGUUAAG